AUGGUCGGUGGGAAAGUAUUAGUAAUAUCUAAUAGAUUACCCGUUACUAUUAAGAGAUCUGAUGAUAGUUCUUAUAAUUAUUCAAUGUCUUCUGGUGGUUUAGUUACAGCCCUUCAGGGUUUAAAAAAAUCAACUGAAUUUCAAUGGUAUGGUUGGCCUGGUUUAGAAAUACCUUCAAAUGAGCAAGAUAAAGUUAAUAAAGAUUUACUUGAAAAAUUCAAUUGUUAUGCUGUGUUUUUAAAUGAUACAAUUGCUGAUUUACAUUAUAAUGGUUUUUCAAAUUCCAUAUUAUGGCCUUUAUUUCAUUAUCAUCCUGGUGAAAUGAAUUUUGAUGAAAAUGCUUGGGCUGCUUACAUUGAAGCAAAUAAAAAAUUUGCAAUUGAAAUUUCAAAACAAGUUAAUGAUAAUGAUAUGAUUUGGGUUCAUGAUUAUCAUUUAAUGUUAUUACCUGAAAUGUUAAGAAGAGAAAUUGGUCACUCCAAAACAAACAUUAGAAUUGGUUUCUUCUUACAUACUCCCUUUCCCUCAUCAGAAAUUUAUAGAAUUUUACCAGUUAGAAGAGAAAUUUUAGAAGGUGUAUUAAGUUGUGAUUUAAUUGGUUUUCAUACUUAUGAUUAUGCAAGACAUUUUAUAAGUUCAGUUUCAAGAAUUGUUCCCAAUGUAAGUACUUUACCAAAUGGUAUUAAAUUUCAUAAUCGACAAAUUAAUAUUGGUGCUUUCCCAAUUGGUAUUGAUGUUGAUAAUUUUAUUGAUGGUUUAAAAAAUGAUCAAGUUCAACAAAGAAUUAAACAAUUGGAAAAUAAGUUUAAGGAUGUUAAAGUUAUAGUUGGUGUUGAUAGAUUAGAUUAUAUAAAAGGUGUUCCACAAAAAUUGCAUGCGUUUGACAUUUUUUUACAAGAAAAUCCCGAAUGGAUAGGUAAAGUUGUUUUAGUUCAAGUUGCAGUUCCAUCAAGAGGUGAUGUUGAAGAAUAUAAAUCAUUAAGAGCAACAGUUAAUGAAAUGGUUGGUCGAAUAAAUGGUGCUUAUGGUACUGUUGAAUUUGUUCCUAUUCAUUAUUUACAUAAAUCAAUUCCAUUUAAUGAAUUAAUUGCUUUAUAUGCAAUUAGUGAUGUUUGUUUAGUUACUUCAACAAGAGAUGGUAUGAAUUUAGUUUCUUAUGAGUAUAUUGCAACUCAACAACAAAAAAAAGGGUCCCUAAUUUUAUCUGAAUUUGCUGGAGCUGCUCAAUCUUUAAAUGGUGCAAUAAUUGUAAAUCCAUGGAAUGUUGAAGAAUUAACUGAUGCCUUAAAAGAAAGUUUAACAUUACCUGAUGAAAAAAAGGAAACAAAUUUUAAAAAAUUAUUUAAUUAUAUCUCAAAAUAUACUUCUGGUUAUUGGGGUGAAAGUUUUGUUAAAGAAUUAUAUAAAUGUAAUGCAGAAAAGGAAUUAAAAUAG
Insectozyma verbasci is the source of this 1434-nucleotide messenger RNA. Lineage: Eukaryota; Fungi; Ascomycota; Pichiomycetes; Serinales; Debaryomycetaceae. The record is from the annotation of a GenBank genome assembly.